This is a messenger RNA of Saimiri boliviensis boliviensis (Bolivian squirrel monkey), 677 nucleotides long. The record is from RefSeq and is a predicted model, not a curated record. NCBI's taxonomy places the organism in Eukaryota, Metazoa, Chordata, Mammalia, Primates, Cebidae.
CAUUCUAACUGGCGUGAGAUGGUAUCUUCAGAUUCUAUGACUGUAAACUUGGAAAUCCUGAAGAACCAACUACUGUUAGAUGAAUUCCGGUCCCCUGCUGCGGGGUCCUCGCUCACGGCCGGGUGGCAGCCAUUGUAGUGGAAGAAAGUCGAGUCUGCAGCAGACGAGAGGCGCCAUAAUGCUCCAGUAUUAUGAGGACAAGCUGGAGGGCAGCGCGUAUGCAUACCCGAAGGAGGACCUGGGCAUGUGUCUGCUGCUGUCGGACUGUGGGGUCCAGGAAGGAAAAUCUCCUCGGCAGUGUUUGAAGGAAGGAUACUGCAAAGCUUUGAAAUACUCAUUUUUUGAGUGUAAAAGAUCAAUGUUGGAUACCAGGGUAAGAUUCAGAGGAAGACAGGAUAUUUAUACAUUAUGUUGAAGCCAAGAUGAAAAACAACAAAGAAUUUUCUCUGGUCAUUAAAACAAAGAAGCCAAAACAAGAAACAUGCUUUUUACUACAUCUGUUUGGUUGGACUAGUUUUUGCCUCCAUGGCACACUGAAGAAAAUGGAUGAGUUCUGUUUUUGAAUAUGUAUAAAGUAAAUGAUUCUAUUGAUCCAAGUUAUUUUUAGAAGAAAAACCUAAUUGAAUAGUUAUGGGUUGGGAGCAUAAUAAAUGUGUUUUGAGAAUUGUUCUAAAGCA